Chenopodium quinoa (quinoa) is the source of this 1693-nucleotide messenger RNA. Its product is annotated as proline-rich transmembrane protein 2. The coding region runs from base 468 to 1172 and encodes 234 amino acids. The record is from RefSeq and is a predicted model, not a curated record. The transcript has 2 exons. NCBI's taxonomy places the organism in Eukaryota, Viridiplantae, Streptophyta, Magnoliopsida, Caryophyllales, Amaranthaceae.
UUGAAAUCGUUGAGGGGAAAAGGAGGGGGCAAAAACAAGAACGAAAAGGAGGGGAUGCCCGAAAUAGAGACGUGGAAGGGAGGGGUUGCCUGAGGUGGCAGGGCUAUCGCCUACUAGAAGUGAUCGGAAAACUGGCCUAAAUAGAGGUAGAGGUGAUAAAACCUAGAGUACUAGUUUUGUAUAAAAGGGAUAGUAUUUUUUAAUUUAUUUUUAAAAAAAAGGUGAUUAGUUUUAACGCAAGGAACAUUUUGGAGGAUUUAAAAAAAAAAAAUCCUGAACAAGAAUUAGAAUUAGAAACAAAAAUAAAAACAUGAAACAUCACUUCAAUCAAUCAUCAUCGCUUUAAAGUUUUCUUUAACACACAAAAUUUUCUUUUUCACUUGUUCUCAUUCAUUCUCAGAUCUUCCCACCAUUGUCAAAAAAAAAAAAAACCAAAAACUCCCCAAGCUUGAAGGUGGUAGUGGUGGAUGGCAAGAACGAACAAAUACACCUCUUUGAACUUCAACGACAUCUACGAGAAGAAGAUCAUCAACCCCAACAACACCUCUUCAACUAACUCCAACUCUCGAUUACCCUCUUCUUCUACCGCUCACCCCCACAAAUCUUACUCCCUCUCCGCCUCCUCCCGCCUCGGCCAUGGCGGCAUGCUCGUUCUCUCUCGCUCUUCUCCUAAACCUCAACCUCAACCACCACCGCCGCAAUUUCCUCAACCUGACUCUAUAAAUCUUCCUAACAACCCGUCUUCGAAUUCGAAACCAUCUGAUUCCAAUUCCGAUUCGGAUUCCAUCUCGCUUCGUCCUCAAGGGAAGACUGGCGGAAGCCUAACCUUUCAGGAGAAGGAGAUUAGCAAGGUCGAUGUUCCGUCUCUUCCUAGUCCUAAGAGUAAUAAGUUUGUUCCGCCUCACCUGAGGCCGGGGUUCGUGCCGAGAGAGGUACCGCCUUCUCCUGAAAAGCCGAGGCAGGGGAAUUAUCGCCCCGGCUCGGCUCAUGGGAAUUAUCAUGGAUCGCCUAAUCGCUAUGUUGAGGAUGGACGGCCUAAGUCUGGGAGUGGGUAUGAGAGAAGGAUGAGAGUUCCUGGACCUGGAUAUGGAGAUGCACCCGUUCCUCCUGCUGUCGAAUCGGUUUCGGUUGUUUCGAAUCAUCCGAGAUCCGGUGGGAGUCGCCCUAGUUGAAAUGGAUGAUGAAUUCAUGAAAACUGGACUCAUUUCCAAAUGUGGAGCUAAAAGUUCAAUUGGUACAGUUAAAUUCCAAGGAUGAGGAGCUUCAACGGCUGAAACCCUGAGUUCUUGUACAUCUUAAACACCUUUGAAAUCUCCAGUACAUGGAUUCUGAAGUUCAGGGGACUAGAAGAUUGGUGAUGGAAUCAUAUGAUGUCAGAUAUGGUGCUGUAUGAAAAAGAGGCUUGAUGAUCGAUCCAAUGGCUUUUUGGUUGGUAGGUGAUCUUGUCUUGCUGAUACUUAGGAUGAUUCAUAAUUGCAUAGACCUUCUAAAUUAGAAUUUAUGUGUUAUUUAUGAAUUUGAGUGAUGAACAAUGUUUCUGACGUAGAUUUUGCUGCAAUAUUAUAUUAAUAUGAUGUAAUUCUUAUAUCUUUGUACCAUACCGUGGUUUUUGUAUUGGGGGUUAAAUAUGUUGUGACGAAUAUGUUUGUGACAGACAUAUUGUCCAAUAUAGAGGCAGUGUUUCCUUCACUAA